Messenger RNA from Scophthalmus maximus (turbot), 3847 nucleotides. It is a transcript of the gene msh3, whose product is annotated as mutS homolog 3 (E. coli). NCBI's taxonomy places the organism in Eukaryota, Metazoa, Chordata, Actinopteri, Pleuronectiformes, Scophthalmidae. Bases 154 to 3510 code for a protein of 1118 amino acids. The record is from RefSeq and is a predicted model, not a curated record. Gene Ontology annotation, cellular component: nucleus. Gene Ontology annotation, biological process: mismatch repair; somatic recombination of immunoglobulin gene segments; mitotic recombination. Gene Ontology annotation, molecular function: ATP binding; mismatched DNA binding; ATP-dependent DNA damage sensor activity. The transcript is spliced from 24 exons.
GCUGGCCGCGUCAUCUACGCGCCCGGGUGAUCUCAACACAUGCGCCGCUAUGUUUUGAAAAGUCGGCACGGCCAGAGAGGCCAGAGCUGUGCGUCGAACCGAGGAAUCAGCUGAUGAGAAAACAACAACAACAACAACAACAACAACAACAACAUGCCGAAGUCUGGGAAGAAGUCGUGCAGCGCCCAGAGCUCCAUCAGCAGGUACUUCAGACGGCCGGGCAACGCUCAGUGUGGCGUUGGCCCACAUCCUGCUGAGCUCCAGCUUUCAAGAGGCAAGCAGAAACUUUCCUCCGAUCAAGACUUUGGUUUGCCAGCGAAACGAGCAAAGCUUUCUCCACACGAUCAGCCGGUGGAGAGUCUGGACUGUGAGCCAGCACCCUGUCAGAGCUCCAAAGUGGCAAAGCUGACGUCGAGCCGAGGAGCGGGCGGCCUCUGCUCCUCCACGCUGGAGAAGCUGAAAGGCUUCACCUGCGCGGCUGAGCCCGGCGUCACGCACAGCGACACGCGGAGGGAAAAGGAGACGGGCGGUGUUAGCGGUAAAAACUGUGACCGAGGAAGCACCGCUUGGCCUCCUUUGGAUGUUCCGGAUCAGCACAGCUCUAAAGAGAGACUUCAAAACACAGAGGAGGAGGAGCGUGAGGAUGAGGAGGAGGACGAAGAGGUCAAAGGAGAGGAGAGUUCAGCGCUGGCUGCUGCAAAACAGGGUUUUCGCUUGUCUCAGUUUGCAAAGUCGGGAAAAGACGGAGGCGGAGGAAAGGCCGCAGAGCCGAGUCCUCCGUCGGACCGCAACUCCGCCUCCAGACCCUCAAAACUCAUGUACACUCCCCUGGAGCAGCAGGUCGUCCAGCUGAAACAGCAGCACAAGGACGCCUUGUUGGCUGUGGAGUGUGGCUACAAGUACAGGUUCUUCGGAGAGGAUGCUGAGAUUGCUGCAAAGGAGCUGAACAUCUUCUGUCAUCUGGAUCAUAACUUCAUGACGUGCAGCAUCCCCACACACCGACUGUUUGUUCACGUCAGACGGUUGGUUUCCCACGGACACAAGGUUGGCGUGGUAAAGCAGACCGAGAUGUCUGCGAUCAAGGCCUCGGGGGCGAGUAGGAACACUCUGUUCACUCGUCAGCUCAGCUCUCUGUACACCAAGUCCACUCUGGUGGGAGAGGAUGUGAACCCGGUCUGCAGACUGGGGGACGUGGAGGAGGGGCCCUGUGGUGACGUGGUGGGAGACCCUCCUGAAAGCUUCCUGCUGUGUAUUAGUGAGAACUGGGAUAAACUGAAGAAGCAGCUCACCGUGGGGCUGGUGGCAGUUCAGCCCAGCACCGGAGACGUGCUGAUGGACUGUUUCGCUGACGGUCAGUCUCGCUCUGAGCUGGAGGCUCGAGUCUUAAAGAUCAACCCGGUGGAGAUCCUGGUGCCUUCUGACCUCUCGGAGCAGACACAAAGGCUCCUGCAGAGCAUCACCAAUGCCAGCGCUCAGGCCGACGACCGGGUGAGAGUCGAGAAAAGAGACCGGGCCCAGUUCGAGUUCGCCUCUGCAAUGAACACAGUCACCGAGUUCUACUGCCACACUCAGGAGAAAGGCUCUUGGUCUCUGUCCAGCGUAGCAUCCAUGGAGAGUCCUGUGAUCUGCUGCCUGGGGCCGCUCAUCCAGUACCUCCAAGACUUCAACUUGGAGAGAGUUUUAAGGAGUGAAAGCUCAUUUCAGCAUCUGUCUUGCGAGUCGGAGUGUAUGAUCCUCAGUGCUGCUACACUCAGGAACCUGGAAAUCCUCAACAAUCAGACUGACGGCGGUGUGAAGGGCAGCCUGUUGUGGGUGUUGGACCACACUCGCACUCCGUUCGGGAGGAGACUGAUGAGGAAGUGGGUGAGCCAGCCCCUCUCAGACCCCCAAUCCAUCUCAGGGCGGCAGGACGCUGUGCAGGAGAUGUUGGAGUCAGACUCUGUCACUUUAAAUUCCACCAGAUCCCUGCUGUCACACCUGCCCGACCUGGAGAGAGGCAUCUGCAGCAUUUACCACAAAAAGUCUUCCACACAGGAGUUUUACCUCAUUAGUAGCAGUCUCUGUCGCGUUGGGCUUGAACUGCAGGCCUUGGUCCCAGCGAUCCAGUCACAGAUCAGCUCCAAGCUGCUCCAGGGCCUCCUGUUGGACACUCCCAACCUGCUGGCUCCAGCCCACAGCUUUCUCAAGGUGCUCAAUGAGAAGGCGGCCAAGACGGGGAAUAAGACGGAGCUGUUCUCAGAUCUGUCCGGCUUCCCGGUGCUACAGGAGCGGAGGGAGCAGAUCCAGUCUGUCCUCGGUGAGAUUCAAGACCAUCGCAAAGAAAUCCGACUGAAGCUGAAGGCCCCCGCACUUGACUACGCGACCGUGUCUGGACAGGAGUUUCUGAUUGAGGUGAAGAACUCGCAGGCCUCCACUGUUCCGCCUGACUGGGUCAAAAUCAGCAGCACCAAGGCAGUCGGAAGGUAUCACUCUGCCUUCCUGGUGGAGCGCUACAAGACGCUGCAGCAGCUCCGAGGGCAGCUGCUGCUCGACUGCCAGAGGGAGUGGAUACAUUUUCUGGAUCAGUUUGGAGAGCACUAUCACACCAUGAAAAGGGCUAUUAGUCACCUAGCAACCAUGGACUGUCUCUUUUCAUUGGCUGAGGUUGCUAAACAAGGGGACUAUUGCAGACCAGAGGUGUGUGAAAAUCGGCGUCAGAUCAUGAUCAGGGAUGGCAGACACCCUGCCAUAGACUUACUAAUGGGAGAGCACAGCCAGUAUGUGCCCAACCACACUGAACUGCAGGGCGAUGGCAGGAGAACUAUGAUCAUCACUGGUCCUAACAUGGGGGGCAAGAGUUCCUACAUUCGCCAGGUGGCCCUGAUCUGUGUCAUGGCCCACAUGGGCUCCUACGUUCCGGCCUUCGAAGCCCGUCUGGGAAUACUGGACAGUAUUUACACCAGGAUGGGGGCUUCAGACAACAUCUACAAAGGUCGCAGUACGUUCAUGGAAGAGCUGACGGAAGCCUCCGCGAUCGUUUCCCGUGCGACUGAACGUUCGUUGGUCAUCCUCGAUGAGCUGGGACGGGGCACGAGCACCCAUGAUGGGAUCGCCAUCGCACACGCCACCCUGGAGUACUUCAUCAGAGAUGUGAAAGCCCUUACCCUGUUUGUGACCCAUUAUCCCCCACUGUGUGAUUUGGAGCGGGCGUAUCCUCAACAUGUGUCUAACUACCAUAUGGCUUUCCUACUCAACGAACCUGACAUUGCUACUGACACUGAUGACGGAGAUGUACAGCCAGAGUUCAUCACCUUCCUCUACCAGCUAAUCGAAGGAGCUGCAGGGCGCAGCUACGGCCUGAACGUGGCCCGAUUGGCCGACAUCCCGGAUCCUAUACUUCGCACUGCCGCUCGUAAAGCCCGAGAGCUGGAGAAUGUGGUCAAUGCCAGGAGGAGGAAUAAGAAAGUUCUGUCAGAUCUUUGGAGCAUCUCAGACAGAUCGUCCCUCAUGCAGUGGCUGCAGGCAAACUGACGUCACUGCAGCAUGAAUCAACACACAAAGAAGAGUUGACUGUAAAUCAGCAUGUUCAAAGGUGAUCAAACCUGAUCACAGAAGUAUAAACUUGUUUCAGAGAUGGGGCUCAGGACUAAUGGAGUAGAGCGGUUGUUGCCUCCCUCUUUAAUAGUGUGUGUCAGUCUGUGACAAGGAGUUUAAUCCUCUCAGGUUCUGGUUCAUCACCAUCGUCUGUACUGUAACCUAAUGGUCUUCACAGCAAAAAACACGAAAACUGAUCAAUAAUGUACCUUCCAGACUUUAUGUGACAUCAUUGUGUUUGGUGCAUUAAUAAAGAAAAAACUGACAAACUUUA